CAGUUGACGGCGAACCGUGCGAGCAGACGGUCGUGUUCCAGUCGCAGUCCCUCAAGGAUCAGCUCAGUUAGUCGGGAACCAUCAUCAGUUGAAAAAGUCCAUCAUUACCAUCGACACAAGUGCAACGGUGUGAAAAACAGAGAAAAACUGAGUGUGUGUGCAUUUUCGUGUAAAAACGCAGGAUAUACCGUCCUAGCCAAGGAAGGAUUUAAAAACAUAAAACAAAAAAUCAAAUAACGAACGGAUUUUGCUUGUUUACAACUCUUGCGGUCGGGACUUUUACGGAUUUUCAAGGGAGUUAGUCGUGUUAGUUUGUGUGAUUUUCCGCCCCCGUUCCCUGGGUGUUUGUGUUGUGCUGCUGUAAAGUGGAAGAUGCCAUGGCAACACAUUGCUAAUCGAUGACGUGACCAAAAAACAACAAAACUAGCACACAGCAAGCGAAGGGAAAAACAGGGGAGUCCCCCGCCUCACACUUGGGAUAAUGACCAUAAACUGACUUGAUUGCAAAUUGAAAUGGCAGCAACAAUGUGAACGACCAGAAGAGCAACAAUACACCGCUGAAGAGCUCUGAAAAUAAGCAGCAGAAAAAAAGAGGAAAUAUCAGAUAGAAGCGGUCGAAAUCAUAAACAAGAAUGCCGGCCACUUGCGGAGGACUGUGAGGACUGCAAGGACUGCCAGGAUGCUGAUGCGAUGCGAAGGCGACGCAGAUUGCAUUCAAGGACCGCUGGGCCAGCAAACAAUCAGUGGGGCAGACAAUGAGAACUAAUAAAGCACUUAAGCGGAUAGAAGACCAGAAACAAGGACACCCAAGUGGAAGCGACCCUACAGCAGCAGCAGCCGCAAUAGCAUCAAUCAAAAUAAGAUUCACCCUGCCACGGGGCGUAUGAGCAACGUGCAUCAGUUUGAUACGCAGACGAUGGCGGAAUCGCCUCAAAUUAGACGCGACAUGGGUCGCCUAUGUGCCACGUGGCCUUCGAAGGACUCUGAGGACGGGGCCGGCACAGCUUUGAGGGCAGCCACACCUCUGACAGCCAACGGAGCCACCACCACCGGGCUGAGUGUUACCCUUGCCCCGAAGGACAUGCAACGAAACCACCUGCUAAAGAUGCCAACAGCAACAAUAGAGAAACCAACGAUAACAGCCACCAUCGCCAGCAGCAGCAGCACCAGCACUAGCACCACUAGAAAAUCAGUUACAGCCACACGGAGCCUGAAGUUGAACCCGAACAUUCUCCUUCCGACACUAAGGAUAUUAGCAAGGGGUCUGCUGCUACCCGCUCUGAUCCUGGCCAUCCUCGUGGGCAGCAGCCAGGCGGGAUUUGCCUGCCUCAGCAAUCCCUGUGUGUUCGGCGUGUGCAUCGAUGGCCUAAACAGCUCGUACUCGUGUUACUGCAUUGAUGGCUACACAGGGAUCCAGUGCCAAACGAAUUGGGACGAGUGCUGGUCGAGUCCUUGCCAGAACGGCGGGACAUGUGUGGACGGUGUGGCCUACUACAAUUGUACGUGUCCGGAAGGAUUUUCUGGAUCCAACUGCGAGGAGAACGUCGACGAAUGCAUGUCGAAUCCCUGCCAGAACGGCGGACUCUGCCGGGACAGAACCAAUGGCUACAUAUGCACCUGCCAACCAGGUUACCUGGGAUCUCACUGCGAACUGGAUGUCGCUGUCUGCGAGACAGGAACUGGUGCUCGUUGCCAGCACGGUGGUGAGUGCAUCGAGGGUCCUGGACUGGAGUUCACCUGCGACUGUCCGGCGGGCUGGCAUGGUCGGAUUUGCCAGGAGGAGAUUAACGAGUGCGCCUCGUCGCCCUGCCAAAAUGGAGGCGUCUGCGUGGACAAGCUGGCGGCCUAUGCCUGCGCCUGUCCCAUGGGAUAUACGGGCAUCAACUGCGAGGAGGAGAUCCUCAUCUGUGCGGACAAUCCGUGUCAGAAUAAUGCCUUGUGCUUGAUGGAGGAGGGUGUACCCACGUGCUAUUGUGUACCCGACUAUCAUGGCGAGAAGUGUGAGUUCCAGUACGACGAAUGCCAAUUGGGACCGCGGUGCAUGAAUGGUGGUGUUUGCAUCGACGGUGUCGAUACCUUCUCCUGCUCAUGUCCUCCCCUAUUGACCGGUAUGCUCUGCGAGUGCCUGAUGGUGGGUGAGGAGUCCCUGGACUGCAACUACACAGCACCGGCCACGCAAUCUCCGCCACGGAGAACUACCACCACAUCCACAAUGGCUCCACCCACAGUGAGGCCCGUCACUCCGCCGGAGACAACGGUAUCGCCAUCCAGAGCUUCAGAAGAGGUGGAGAUUAUAGUAGUUACCACAUCUGCUCCUGCGGAAGUGGUCACCUCUGUGCUAUCCCCAUCAUCCUCUUCUUCAUCGUCGGAGGAAGGCGUUUCCGUCGAGAUUAAAACACCGACUGUGGCGCCCCCAGAAAGCGGUAGCCAUAGCAUAUCCGUGGAGCAAACAACGGCCGUUCCAGCACAACCCGAACCCGAAUCCGAACAAGAACCAGAAUCUAAGCCACAUCCCGAAUCGGAAUCGGCGUCGGAAUCGGAAACGGAAACGGAGGAGGAAAUAAUUCCGGGAACUACAGCGCGACCACCAACAAGCAGAUCCUCCAGUUCUUCGGAGGAAUCUCCCAGCAUCUUCACCACUUUGCCUCCGUUGCCGGGAAAGCCUCAAACGUCUGCGUCGUCGGAAAGUUCCGGAGAAGUGGUUACCUCCGAGGAAUACACCACUGUGCCGCACUUCGAAGUGAGUGGCAGCAAAAGUGAAAGUGGUAGUGAAGAGGUCACCACUGUGCGACCCACUGCAGCACCGAGUAUCACCAUUUCAGUGGACAUCACCUCAUCCGGAAGUAGCAGUAGUAGUUCGGAAUCAGUGGAGGUAUUCACCACACCAGCUCCCGUUUUCGUGCAGAGAGUGACUACGAUCGAAACUAGCAUCUCCAUAGACUAUGUCACACCCACUCCUCUGCCGGAAACCACCACCCCACGGGUGGUCCCGGUGCCCAGGCCUACCUUUGCCCCAGAGCCACCACUGGAUGUGGUGGAAACGACUGCCUCAACUCACCACCUUUGGACAGAGGUGCCCACCACGGCGGCUCCCUUCUUCACGGAGUAUCCGGCGGAAGUGCUGAUCACUACACAUCGAACGAGUGCUGGCAGAUUCACCACAGUUCAACCACCUGCAGGUGUCACCACCACCUCACCCACUGAGGACUCAUCCGUUGAGUUACCCACUCCGCACACGCCCCAAAUUGUGGUCACCAUUUUGGAUUCAAAUGAAGUUAUACCUUCGCUGAUCACAACCACUGGAUCCCCGACAACACACCAUCACCACCAUCAUCAUCCUCACCAUGAAGCCGAAGGAACCACUCUUCAGCCUCUCGAAGAAGACGAGCACCACCAUCAUCAUCAUCAUGACGAGUUCACCACUCCACAGCCAGUGGAAAUAACUACGGGACAUCCUUUGCAAACAGAGGACCUUAUUGGAGUGCAGGAACCUGCCGUGGUGACCACAGAGUCGCCCUUUGCUCCAGCUGAGACAACUGUGGUUCCUGUGGUGGUGCCCGCUACGAUUGCACCACUUGGAACUGCAGCACCACCAGCCACACCAGCUCCUGUUCCUCCAGCGACUACCACUCCUCCUCCUUCGCCUCCUUCCUUGGCUACAGAGACACCUACACUGCCACCCACUUUACCUCCUGUUACCCUGCCACCGGUAACCCAGCCGCCGCCCACGAUACCACCCACUCCUCCAUCCACACAAUCCGCACAAACUUUACCGCCACCGACGUCGGCCAUAAAUGUUUACACCACUCCCGAUGGACCACCCACGGCUUCCCAAACGAAGCCAUCGGUCACGGAGAGCAGCGAGGAAGUGGAGGGCACAAAUACGGUCUCCACCGGCGGAAGGGGAUCCGGCGGAGUGCCCGAGGAGAAGGCAGGCGAUGUCGAUUGCAUCAAGCUGGGCUGCUACAACGGUGGCACCUGCGUAACCACAUCCGAAGGAUCGCGGUGUGUUUGUCGUUUCGACCGCCAAGGACCUCUUUGCGAGCUGCCCAUUAUCAUCCGGAAUGCCGCCUUCUCCGGCGACUCCUAUGUGUCGCACCGCAUCUACAAGGACAUCGGGGGCCACGAGUCCUUGGACGCCGUCCUGCCGAUGCACAUCCAGCUGAAGGUGCGAACCCGGGCCACCAACGGGCUGAUCAUGCUGGCGGCGGCGCAGGGCACCAAGGGUGGCCACUACAUGGCCCUUUUCCUGCAGAAGGGACUCAUGCAGUUCCAGUUCUCCUGCGGACUGCAGACGAUGCUGCUGAGUGAACUGGAAACGCCGGUCAACACCGGCCACGAAAUCACCAUUCGAGCUGAAUUGGACUUCAGCCGGAAUUACACACACUGCAACGCCUCGUUGCUGGUGAACGACACGUUGGCCAUGUCCGGGGAUCAGCCCACCUGGCUGAAGCUACUACCGCCGCGCCUUCACACCCCGGAGGCCAUCCUCAACACCUGGCUGCAUCUGGGCGGAGCGCCCCAGGCGCCGAUUGGCCUGAUUAUCGAACUGCCGCCGGCCCAAAGUGGAAGCGGCUUCACCGGCUGCCUCCAUACGCUGCGCAUCAAUGGACAGGCUCGCGAGAUUUUCGGCGAUGCCCUCGAUGGCUUUGGCAUUACGGAAUGCGGCUCAUUGGCGUGUCUAUCGAGUCCUUGCCGCAAUGGCGCCGCCUGCAUAAAGAUCGAGACCAACGAUCUGGACGAGAAUGGCGAGAAGGCGGAGAAGUGGAAGUGCAAGUGCCCCACCGGCUACAUGGGCCCCACCUGCGAGAUAUCCGUGUGCGAGGACAACCCGUGCCAGUACGGUGGAACCUGCGUACAAUUUCCGGGCAGCGGUUACCUCUGCCUGUGUCCGCUGGGCAAGCACGGCCACUAUUGCGAGCACAAUCUUGAAGUGGCCCUGCCAUCCUUCUCCGGCAGCGUCAAUGGACUCUCCUCGUUUGUGGCCUACACGGUGCCGAUUCCCCUCGAGUAUUCGCUCGAGCUGAGCUUCAAAAUCCUGCCGCAGACCAUGUCUCAGAUUUCGCUGCUGGCCUUCUUCGGGCAGUCGGGUUAUCACGACGAGAAGAGCGAUCACCUGGCGGUGAGCUUCAUCCAGGGCUACAUAAUGCUCACCUGGAAUCUGGGAGCCGGGCCCCGUCGCAUAUUCACACAGAAACCCAUUGAUUUCCGGCUGGAUGCUCCCCGGGUUCCGUACGAGAUUAAGGUGGGCCGGAUUGGAAGACAGGCCUGGCUCUCGGUGGAUGGAAAGUUCAAUAUUACGGGUCGAUCGCCCGGAAGUGGCAGUCGGAUGGAUGUGUUGCCUAUUCUGUAUCUCGGCGGUCACGAGAUAGCCAAUUUCAAUACGCUGCCACACGAUUUGCCACUGCAUUCGGGAUUCCAGGGAUGCAUAUACGAUGUACAGCUGAAGGCGGGACAGGUCACGGUGCCCCUCCAGGAGACGCGCGGGGUCAGAGGUCGGGGCGUGGGUCAAUGUGGAACCAGGGAAUGCCAUCGCCAUGCCUGCCAGCACGAUGGCGCCUGCCUGCAGCAUGGAGCAACCUUUACUUGCAUCUGCCAGGAGGGCUGGUAUGGGCCACUGUGUGCCCAGCCCACGAAUCCCUGUGACUCCUUCAACAACAAAUGCUACGAGGACGCCACCUGUGUGCCGCUGGUCAAUGGCUACGAAUGCGAUUGUCCUGUAGGACGCACAGGCAAAAACUGCGAGGAGGUAAUUCGAUCCCUGAGCGACGUAUCCCUGACUGGCAGACGAUCCUAUCUGGCGGUUCGCUGGCCAUAUCUAUACGAUGGCGGGGAUAAACUGGGCGCUAAGCGCUCCCAAAUGGUCAGCUACCGGAACUUCACCAAGAAACUAAUGCCCCCGAAGCCCAUUACCACGCCCAGCAGCCACUUUGUGAUGAAACUGCUGAAUGAGGUGGAGAAGCAGCGCAGCUUCUCGCCAGUUCCCCUGAUGGGAUCGAAGUCCUUCGAGGAGCACCAUCGAGUGCAGUUCUUCUUCAUCGAGUUCCAACUGCGCCCGCUCUCGGAAAGAGGCCUCCUUCUGUACUUCGGUACCCUGAACAACAAUCAGGACAAGAAGAUAGGAUUCGUGUCGCUAUCGCUGCAGGGCGGAGUGGUGGAGUUCCGGAUUUCCGGGCCCAGCAAUCAUGUCACGGUGGUGCGGAGCGUUCGCAUGUUGGCCAUCGGCGAGUGGCACAAGAUCAAGAUGGCGCAGCGCGGAAGAUGGCUGACCCUGUGGGUGGAGGGUAGCGCCUCGUCGGCUUUGGCUCCUUCGGCUGAGGUGCUCGUCGAGCCCGACUCACUGCUCUACAUUGGCGGGCUGAAGGAUGUGUCCAAGCUGCCGCACAACGCCAUCUCCGGUUUCCCGAUUCCGUUCAGGGGAUGUGUCCGGGGUCUGGUGGUCAGUGGAACUCGCAUUGUGCUCAACGAAACCAACAUUGUGGAAUCGCGCAACAUUCGAGACUGUGAUGGCACCGCUUGUGGCGGAGACUCCUGCGAGUCCGGAGGACAUUGCUGGCUGGACGAGAAGCUGCAGCCGCAUUGCAUCUGUCCGGAGUACGCGAAAGGAGAUCGAUGCGAGUACUCGGAGACCUGCAAGCUCAUUCCGUGCAAAAACAAUGGAAGAUGCCUGAGAAGUGGACGCUGCUCGUGUCCAAAUGGAUGGGGUGGCUUCUACUGCGAGAUUGCCAUGAGCAAGCCGACGACGCCGAGCUUCCGUGGCAACAGUUACCUGAUCUUGCCGCCGCCGCGAAUUCCGAUGAAAGACAAGCGGCGGGGACCCUCCCUGUACGUCCGCCCCCGCGAAGCCAUCCAAGUCUCGCUGAACUUCUCCACCAUCGAACCGGACGGACUGCUCCUGUGGAGCGAGCACGAGAGGAGCAAGUUCCUCGGCCUGGGCCUGGAGGCGGGCCACCUCAAGCUGGCCAGCAACCUCCUGGGCAGCACCAACGACACGGUCCGUGCUCCGGCCAGCGGAUUCAUAGCCGACGGAGCCUGGCACUGGACCAGCGUCCUGCUGGACCGGUCCAGGCUGGAGCUGCAGCUGGACGGCGAGGUGAUCUUCACGGAGCGAUUGCCCGAGGGCGGACGGUCACUGGGCUCGACCACGCCGAGAAGCACUCUGGCGGGCAGGCGCAAGAAUUCGAGCAAGGAGCCAACAAUUAGCUACGAGGAUGUCUUCUACUUGGGCGGCUUUCCCAACUCGGACUCGGUGAGCAGGCGCACAAAGGGUCGCUUCUUCGAUCCCUUCAAGGGCUGCCUGCAGGAUAUCCAGUUCGGAGCCGAGCCCACAGCGAUUAUCAGCGACUUCUCGACGUACCAGGGCGAGAACAUUGGAUCCUGUGAUCUGCACGGCGAUGAGCCGCUUACUGUAUAGGAAACGAAAUCAAAGGAAAGGACAAAGUCGGAGUAACAAGUCUAUGGAACACUUUGAUCGAUCUGGACUUUCAGGACUCGCAAACUUCUUGGGAAUCUAAUUGACGAUAGAGAGAACACUACUUGUAAGCUAAGUGAUAAGCGAGUUUAUAUGGAAAGCAGGCGAAUGGGGAGCCUCCUUCGCCGGAAUCAAUAUAUACACACAGUUUUUGGGCAAAGCUAUCGAUAGAAGAUGACAGACGAAUAAGACGAGAAAUGAACGUAAUUUUGUAAAUUUUAUAGAAAUAAAUGAAAAACGAAAAAAAGACAAUGUUUAGACUUAAACCGUGGAAACAAAUGACAAAUUAACUGGUUUAUCAAAACAAUACCAAGAGCAAAACUAAGACAAAAUUUUAGAUUAGGAGAUAAAUCUAGAAAAUACCGAUACCAGAUACAGAUAUUAACUUCUCUUACGUAAGUGAUAUUUCAUGUGGAAUAACGAUUAUGGACGAAGGAUCCAAAAAGCAACUUAACUUAUCACUAUGUAUAUUGUUUUUGUUGAUCCAGCCUUUUGUUAUGCAAUCGUUAGCAUUUGUGUUAUAACUCGAAAUCUCUCCUUAUAUCUUCAACUUUCUAAACUAAGACUACAAAACUGCCCUCGCUUCUGUCAUUCUAAGUUUUUCAAAUUAUUAAACCUAAUUUAGCUAGUUGGAUAUUCGAAUCCUUGUUAUCCCUGUACGUUAAAUAGCAUAAACACUCCUGAUUGAAGCCAUUUAGUUGCCUUGUAGUAAGUUAGCGUAUACUCUCUAUAAUUUAUCUUGAACUAACUCAAUUCGAAGUCGACUAAUCUAACAACAAAUCAAGACGCGUGCGAAAAUCCAUGCGGUCAUACAAUAUAAUUAUUCUUAUAAAUGGAAAACCAAGUAGCGGAAAGAUACAAACAAAAAUAUAUAUACAACAAUUAUACAAUACGAAACCAAAUGGAAAUUGUAACCAAAACUGUAAGUUAAGUAUGUAUUUAUUUCGAGAGACAUCUUAAUCAGUUAUAAUUUCAAAUAAAAAAAUGGGAAUUAGAAAAGUUAAUAAACU
Molecule: messenger RNA, 8481 nt
Organism: Drosophila melanogaster (fruit fly)
Lineage: Eukaryota; Metazoa; Arthropoda; Insecta; Diptera; Drosophilidae
Gene: eys
Product: eyes shut
Exons: 14
Coding region: 884-7414 (2176 amino acids)
Biological process (GO): animal organ morphogenesis; nervous system development; cell development
Cellular component (GO): membrane; extracellular region; plasma membrane bounded cell projection
Molecular function (GO): calcium ion binding
Source: RefSeq, marked reviewed